AUCUAGGUUCUAGUACUUCUACCUUUUGCCGUUGACAGCGUGAUGCAAUGUCUUCUCCACCUGCAGUACUGUUACGCCAGCGCCUGGCUCCGGCCGAGGACCCCGAGCCUAUCGCCCAAUCUGAGGCCAAGCGGAGGAAGGUCCGGAAGGGAACAUACAGCUGUUGGGAGUGCAAGCGGCAGAAGAUGAAGUGUGUCCUCGACGCACUCACCAAUGCCGCCUGCAACGGCUGUCUGCGACGGGGCUCCAAAUGUAUCAGUCAGGAGUUCCCGGAGGAGGCCAAGGCUAUGGCCUCGUAUGGUGCAAGAACACUCACGAUUCCCGGUGAAGAUUCUAUGAGGACGGGCCAAGGCAUACUAACUCCCGCAUUUAUGAACUCUGACUCGAACCCUUCGCGAUUUCUAUUAUUCUACAAAUCUUCCGAGGCUCUUGCGCUAGCCUCAGAAGGCAAACAUGAGAAGCUAUCUCGGACCUUGCAUAAACUCUUACCCUCGCGGGAGGAUAUCGAGAGGAUAUGCAGCGCUAUUCGUCAUCCUUCCGUCCUCACGCACGAGAUAUUGACCAUGCCUUACGAUAUUCUCGACCAGGAGGGUCUGGAACCCGCAGACAGCUUGCUAGAGAUCCCUAAACCGAAUGCGCAUCCUGUCCUGAUAGCAAGGCACAUGCUUAAGCUCGCUGUUUUCCUGCAGCAUCUCCAUCCUGAUCUUCAGGAAAACAUACAAGGACUGUCGGAAUCGCCCCGAGCCAUGUUGAAACAGUUGGCAGAUCUUGCUAUCAGUCUUGUCACCACGAAUGACGAGCUUCUCGGCAGCAUCGAGGGCCUCGAGUGCAUUAUGAUUGAGGGUAUGUAUCAGGCGAAUAUUGGCAAUCUCCGACGAAGCUGGGUAUCAGGUCGAAGAGCCAUGGGUAUUGCACAGCUGAUGGGCCUCGACCGGAAGGAUAAUCGGGCUCAGUAUAAGGUGCUUAACCCCGACACAAAAUACCAUCCCCAGCUUAUGUGGCUCCUCGACCGCAGCAUGGCUUCAGACGCGAUGCUUGCAAACGACACUCCAAUGGGACGACUCGAGCGACUGCACUGCAUUAUUUCGUCUCGGAUACUGGAGCGCAACAAACUCAACCCAAGCUCCCAUGCUCUCGCUCUGACGCGAACCCUCGACGCGGAGUUGCAGAGAGCGGCAAGAAGUUUGCCUAGUAAAUGGUGGUUGGCUCCGAACCUGGAUAUCACCUCGACCGAAUCGCAAGGUCUGUUCUGGAAUACGCGGCGCCUAUACGCGCAGGUACUUCACUAUAACCUCGUCAACCAACUCCAUUUGCCUUACAUGCUCCGCUCCUCGCCCUCGUCGGCUGAGCGCAAAUACGAGUACUCGAGAAUGGCUUGCGUGAAUGCCUCGCGGGAAGUACUCUCGCGCUUCAUCACACUACGCAGCUUUAACCGAACCGCCUACAGCUGCCGAUCGGUCGACUUCCUCGCGCUUAUGGCCGCUAUAACCUUGCUACUAGCCCAUCUGGACAGCCAUCGCUUAUUAGAGGCGGAAAACCUCUUGGCUCACCAGUAUCUCGGCGAUCGCGCCAUGAUUGAACAGGCGCAGGAUAAUAUGAAAGAGUUGAACCGUAUUAACUCAGAUGCACUGAGCGCGCAGAGUGCUGACUUACUACGUCGGCUACUGAAUAUCGAGGUUGAGACGGCGGAUGGUUAUUCAAGUUGUGAGAAAGUGAGUGUGCAGGAAACAGGACUUGAGACGCCGCCACCUGAUCAGGAUGAUGAUGCUAUCGUGAGCGUACAUAUUCCUUACUUUGGCAUUAUCAAGAUUGCACGCGAAGGGACACCGAUCGCUGGUAGUUACGGUCCAGUCAACACACCUUCAAUAUCACAAGGCAUACCAACUAGCAACGCAAAGUCUCAAACGCACCUAGGCGACCUUCAACUUCCGUCUAAUGGCACCAACGAGAUGGCCAUUCAGAUUGCCCCAUCCGACCCUCUCUUACAACAAGGAGAGUAUCCGGGACUGACCGCUGGAGGGGAAGACUGGGCAUUUCAGGGCGUUGACAUGGCUUUCUUUGAUAGCCUGAUGAGUAGCGCCGGGGAUGAGGGGAACGAGGAUGAGGGGAACGAGGAUGCCGAUUGGGCCACAUGGCAGAGGUUAACAUGAACAAUACGUGGUAGAUGAUCUGCAUCAGUGAGCGACGAAGGGUCAGAAUAUUGCUUCGCGUGAGCAAAGACAAUGCACCCAUAACG
Messenger RNA from Pseudomassariella vexata, 2236 nucleotides. RefSeq lists its product as uncharacterized. The transcript is spliced from 3 exons. NCBI's taxonomy places the organism in Eukaryota, Fungi, Ascomycota, Sordariomycetes, Amphisphaeriales, Pseudomassariaceae. The record is from RefSeq and is a predicted model, not a curated record. Gene Ontology annotation, molecular function: zinc ion binding; DNA-binding transcription factor activity, RNA polymerase II-specific. Bases 48 to 2150 code for a protein of 700 amino acids. Gene Ontology annotation, biological process: regulation of DNA-templated transcription.